Messenger RNA from Coregonus sp. 'balchen', 8223 nucleotides. NCBI's taxonomy places the organism in Eukaryota, Metazoa, Chordata, Actinopteri, Salmoniformes, Salmonidae. The record is from the annotation of a GenBank genome assembly.
GAUGAGUGAGAGACACACACAGCAAGGAAGUAAAGGGGUUCUACUUCUGAUGGUCUGCAUGGUGACUCUGCUGGAGAUGGCCAGACCAACAGAAGGUCACAGAGGUAAGGGCAGUACAGUACACCUGCCUAAGAGCAGCAUGCUCAUUGCCUUUCUUUACAUUCAUUUUGGUACUGAGUGUACAAAACAUUAUGAACACCUGCUUUUUCCAUGACAUAGACUGGCCAGGUGAAUCCAGCUAUGAUCCCUUAUUUAUGUCACUUGUUAAAUCCCUUCAAUCAGUGUAGAUGAAGGGGAGAAGACAGGUUAAAGAAGGAUUUUUAAGCCUUGAGACAAUUGAGACAUGGAUUGUGUAUGUGUGCCAUUCAGAGGGUGAAUGGGCAAGACAGAAUAUGUGUCUUUGAACGGGGAAUGGUAGCAGGUGCCAGGCGCACCGAUGGAACGCUUUCGACACCUUGUAGAGUCCAUGCCCCAACGAAUUUAGGCUGUUCUGAGGGCAAAAGGUUGGGUGCAACUCAAUAAGGAAGGUGUUCCUAAUGUUUUGGACAUUCAUCCUGCUAGUUUAAAUGAUGUCUGAUCUCUGAGCUCUCAUAUUAUUUACAUUUACAUUUUACAUUUAAGUCAUUUAGCAGACGCUCUUAUCCAGAGCGACUUACUAAUUGUUUUUUAUAGCCUAUAGUAUGUCUAGAUGUUUUAUGUUCGAUGUCAUAGAUGAUUAAAUGCACCUGAUGUUCCAACGGUAAAGGAUUGUGUGACAGCUUAAAUGUGUGAAAGAGGUGUAAUUCAAAAUACUUCCCUUGUCUUGUUAAGACUGUUGACAAGCUGGGACAUCACUAGAACAUGACUAGAACCCGACGAGAUCAAUUAUAGCAUCUCAGUAACAUUACAAGUGUGGGGCAACUCACAUGUUUCAACCUCAUUGGUUUGAACACUGGGAGCUUCACUGACAAUCCACUGUCGUAGAUAAUUGGCAAGGUGAUUCCAUAGACAUGCAGGAUGGCCAUUCGUGGACAUGACAGAAAAUGUUUAGCUUUCUUCUGUCUGUCGACCAAUUAAAGUAGGGCAUGGGCCUCCAGCAUGUGGCUUUUGAUUGGCAGCGAUCCUUACUCAAGGCGCUCAUCAUUUCUGCAGGAAUUGGAUCCGAAUAAUCUCGCACAUGUUCAAUUUCUAUCUGAUAGCUUCAGCGGUCCCCCUAAUUUCCCUCGGGUGUUAUUUCUGUUGCUGUAAACCUGUUAUCAUUCCAGGGAUGAAAUCAACCCAGAACACGUUCAAAGUCGAGAAAAUAAAUUAUUCCCAGAGAACACAAGAAAAAAAGAAAUUAUACCAUAAAAAAAAAAAACCACCCUAAGUAAACAUUGUUGGUUUCGGCAAGCAAAGAAAUUGAUUUUCUAAUGCACUUUGUGUCCUAUUUGAGUGCUCGCAAUACUUUUUUAUAUUUGUGGCUUCUGUCAGCAAAAAGCUGCAUAGAUUUGUAUAUCUUCAAAACUCUUUUCGCUUUGACGUGUCGGCUUUCAUUUGCUGAGAUGUGCUGGAAGAGUGAUCUGCCUCGCUUUCCGAGUUGCUUUCUCUAGUUCACCUUGUAUUUGCCAUUGUAUUGAGUUGUUUACAUGGCCAAGGUGCAAUACUGGAGAGGCACAACAAGAGCACUUGACCCUAUGGGCACUCCUACCGGAUACACAUCCUUGGAAUAAGAUGUCCAAGGACCUUUACAAUCAUUAUCAUUACAAUGAUCCACUGUCCUUGUAAACUCAGUGGAUGAAUGUUCCUGAUAAUCAAUCUUUUUCCUAGUAUUCCAAGUAUUGAUCCAAUGGGAAAACACUGGACACAUACAAUAAGCACUGAGACUUAACAUAUUGCUUUAGUUUGUCCGAUGGUUUGUCCAAUUACUGUCAUAGACCAUUAGCGCAUUGCAAUAAAAUGUACAAUGAAGCAUGGUCUCACUCCAAAGGUUUACGACGUAUUCAGCCUACUUAGAAACAUUGUGAGAAUGUCCUUAUCCCCCCAUUAUACGGGAGCGAGUAUCCUAUUAUGUCUGUAAGUGCAUUUUAUCUUCUUUGUCGAUUUCCAGUGUUUGUUGGGAAAUCAGUUGGCUGGUAACAGUGCAAAUGGAUUGCCAAAAAAUAAACAUUGUUCUUUUCCUCAAGAGCACAGUUCCCAACCAUUUGGGAGUCCUAUCUUUUUCAUUUUUUUCUGAAACAGCACAAUCAAUACUUCUUGGUUGGGAAUAGAUCCGCAAUUGCAUUGCCCUCGGAAAAUACAUUUUAUUUCACUUCUUAAUCUGAUUUGUAGUGUGCCUUGAGGAUUUCACUACAUAGACUGUCCGCUUCAGCGGAGCCCUGCAAUAUCAAGAGUUUGAGUAAAAGGUAUCUUAUGAAAGAGAGAGGAUGUGUUCACAACCAAUUUACAUGAUCAAAAUGAUAUGAAACUUGAUGACAAAACAGUUUUCUAUCUAUGGACCAAGCUUUACGGACGUCAGGUGCAGAACAGCAUACGAACCAUGAAAAGCUAUUGUGCCGCUGGCUGUCUUCACUUGCAUACAAUUGCUAGAAUUACAUAUUCAGAAUUGAUUGAAGGUUUAAAAAAAUCUAGACAUUCUGUACUGUACAUCUGUGACCGGCUCGGCCAAAAGCCUCUCAAACAGAGAGAAAUAAUGGUUAUAUAAAAAAGAAAAAGUGAAUAUAAUCAUGAACUGUAGUGUUGGUACCACUUUCCUAACAGGGACCCAGAGAAUCAAUUUGUAGUCAGUGCAUAGCAAUUACAUGGGUCACCAGUUCUUCAUCACCUUGGAAUAUUCUUUUCACCAAUGUAUAAAGCCACUCACUCCUUUCCCUUGCACCGGCCCAGCAGGGAAAGGCGCUUCUCUGGGACUCUGGGACAAGACUCAUUCCCAAGUACAUAAAAAGCCUCUGUUUCAUAGCAGGACAGCACAGUGGUCAUACGGCUAGAGCUCCAAAUCUACUCAAAAAACCUCUUCCUCUCUGUGUGAAGCGUGGCGCUACCUUUACAUAGAUCUAAGCAACGCCGGCAGAAACAUAUUUGUCUUUCAUAUCUUUUUUUAUACGAGUAGAGUGUGAGUCAGCCUCCCGCUACAUUCAAGUGAUUCCUCCUCAGUUAUUUUGAUGUAUGAGCAGGGACCGGGGGGACGGCGAUAGCAGAAGCGCUAUCAAAACUUGUGUAUUAUCAAAAAAGAGCUCCGCCUCCCUCCUUUUCACUUCCUGUGUGUCUUUUGAUCUAUAGCCCUAUACCUAACACCUCUCUAUAACAUGGUACGACUACUCAUCUGCUUGAACUCCUAACAGUUAGUGUGAGGAAUCUCAUCUGAGCAAUGGUACUCAACCACUGCAUUCAGUUUGAUUUGAAACAUUUGGGUACAAAUGAUAGAUCGAAGCUAUUGUAAACGUUCAAAUGUUAUUGAUUGAGGUGGGAUUCUUCCACAUUGUGUCCCAGUGAUGGUGGCGUUCAGGAUGUUAGUUUAGGUGUUGAUGCAGCUGCAAUACAGUCGACUCAAUACCCUACCUCCUCCUACGACAUUUCUGCCUAAGUGAUAAAAAAAAACAUGCCUGAAGAUUCCACAAUAACAAGGCAUGCAAAUGCAAUUUAAUUAAAUAAGCUUGGCUGGCUUCACUGGUAUAGAGUACAGCAAUCAGUGGGCAGGUUCCACAGCACUUUUCAUUUGUUGUUUACCAAAUGAGCAAUAACUGCCUCUGCAGAAGGACGGACUCCUCGUGAAAAUGUCACAUGUAAUUAAAAGAGCAGGGAGCAGCACAGUCCCUAAAUAAUUCAAACAAUGUAGCGUGAGCUGUAAAUUGGCUCAAAAUACUGCAACAACUGCACCUUCUUUUCUGGGGAACUUGUAAGAAACUCCUGAGAUAGGGAUUUUUCAAUUGUUUUUUGAAUGGCAAAAUAGCCUACUAAUUCCUCGGCUGAUGCUUGAAGUUACAAACUGUUUUAAAGCUUAAUCAUAGUUAUUCUGUACCUUCAGGGUUGUGGGUACCGCAGAAGUAUUAGGUAGCCUCCCUUAACAGGAGCAUGCCUCCAGUGUUCUGAAUAUGUGAACAGGCUGUUAGUGAACCUAAUACAAAGUUAACUCAACAAUGGCCAUAUAGUAGGCCUACAUCAUUGCCUGUUAAAAAUGAACACUUGAUUCUAACUUUUUUUGCAGUCCCACAGCAUAAGUAAUACAUUAGUUUUUGCGUUACGCCUCUUUUUUGUGCUGCACUAUGAUAAUAAACUGAGCUAUUAGGCUACUUAGAAGUAGUUUUGCAUUAUUUGAGUUCUGACAAGUUUGUACUGAGUUAUCAAGUGGCUAAUUCUGUUCGGUGUUUUUUACAGUGCAUCAAGUCAGAACCGGCACUUGUGAGGUUGUGGCUUUGCAUCGAUGCUGCAACAAGAACAAAAUAGAAGAACGCUCCCAAACUGUUAAAUGCUCCUGCUUCCCUGGACAAGUGGCCGGGACGACCAGAGCUGCCCCGUCCUGUGUAGAUGGUACGUUCCAGCUGAAUAUUUAUAUUGUGAGCUCGCACCGUCUUCCUUAGUGAAACUGCUCUAAAGAAUUGUUAUUAAUUUUGUAACGCUUCAGACCACAAGGUGCUUAGUUAUAGCCAUCCACAGAGGCCUCAUUUAUACUUUGUUUUACGUGUUUAAGUGUUAAACUGUAAUUAAAUGUGUUAAAAAGUGUUUACCAGAAGUGCUCCUGUGCCAUAUAGUCGUAUCCUCAGGGGAAAUUAGUUUGGUCUCCUGUUUUUCAACCAACAAUUCCUUACAUUUAGUGGAGUCUGGUGCUUUAUGACAACUCAGUACUGUCUCUGCCUUUUACAGUAAUGGUCUUGCUGAAUUGUACUCCUCCUCUAACUCCCUAUAGUGCUGUAAAACCAAGUGAGCCAAUUAGAAGGCUGAACAUGCACAUGCCAACUACACUGCCUUCAGAAAGUAUUCACACCCCUUGACUUUUUCCACAUUUUGUUGUGUUACAGCCUGAAUUUAAAAUUGAUUAAAUUGAGAUAUUUUUUGGCACUGGCCUACACACAAUACCCCAUAAUGUCAAAGUGGAAUUACGUUUUUCAUAAUUUUUACAAAUUAAUAACACAUUAAAAGCUGAAAUGUCUUGAGUCAAUAAGUAUUCAACCCCUUUGUUAUGGCAAGCCUAAAUAAGUUCAGGAGUAAAAAUGUGCUUAACAAGUCACAUAAUAAGUUGCAAGGACUGUGUGCAAUAAUAGUGUUUAACAUGAACUUUGAAUGACUACCUCAUCUCUGUACCCCACACAUACAAUUAUCUGUAAGGUCCCUCAGUCGAGCAGUGAAUUUCAAACACAGAUUUAACCACAAAGACCAGGGAGGUUUUCCAAUGCCUCACAAAGAAGGGCACCUAUUGGUAGAUGGGUAAAAAUAAAAAGUUAUUAAGUUAUUAAUUUCACUUUGGAUGGCGUAUCAAUACACCCAGUCACUACAAAGAUACAUGCGUCCUUCCUAACUCAGUUGCCAGAGAGGAAGGAAACCACUCAGGGAUUUCACCAUGAGGCCAAUGUUGACUUUAAAACAGUUAGAGUUUAAUGGCUGUGAUAGGAGAAAACUGAGGAUGGAUCAACAACAUUGUAGUUACUCCACAAUACUAACCUAAUUGACAGAGUGAAAAGGAAUCCUGUACAGAAUAAAAAUAUUCCAAAACAUGCAUCCUGUUUGCAAUAAGACACUAAAGUAAAACUGCUAAAAAUGUGGCAAAGAAAUUAACUUUAUGACCUGAAUACAAAGCGUUAUGUUUGGGGCAAAUCCAACACAACACAUCACUGAGUACCACUCUUCAAGCAUGGUGGUGGCUGCAUCAUGUUAUGGGGGAGAACGGGCUUGUGGUAAGGACUGGAGCGUAAUCAGUGGAAUGGUAUCAAAUACAUCAAACACAUGGUUUCCAGGUGUUUGGUGCCAUUCCAUCUGCUCCGUUCCAGCCAUUAUUAUGAGCUGUUCUCCCCUCAGCAGCCUCCACUGGUGUGAAUACUUUCUGAAGGCAUGAACGUAGAUGUUGUGAAUCUCAGCACCGUUUCAAUGAGUACGCAGAAAUGUGUUGUCUUUUCCCAUCAGAACCCAAUUUUACACCUUCAAUGCAACAUCGGGCCCAAGCCGGAUUCACCUCACGUUGAUACCGUACAACUUAAUCCUCAAAUUACUGACAGAUCAGGUGUAUAAGUGACUGCUCCUUGUUUUGGAGCAAAUCUCAUUUGCGGCAAGCAGGGAAGGUGUUACCAUGAAAUAAGUGUGAAAUAUAAAUUUGAUUCAUAUGUGGUGAGCGAAGUAUGCCAAGAGUACUGUCUUCCUUAAAUCUCUUCUAUUCUCUAAACAGUUUUCUGGAUUCAUAAGAGGUUUUCAAUGUACAUGAUAAGAAUUUCAAUACUGACCAUCAUUAUAUAGGCCUAAUGCUGUAUCAAUGAUGAUAUCAAUGUACUUGGUAUGUACAAGUACUAUAUAUACUAUAGUGCAAUGUACUAUAUAUAUCUUUAUACAUGGUAAAUGUGCUUCUUCUGAAUCAUAAAGCUGACUGCUGCAUCAUGUUUCCUUUCAUUGCAUUAUAUCAUACAACCACUCUGACUUCCACAUUCAAGGUUUAGCUACACUUCAACAGGCCUCACUGCAAAGUCAACUCAGCUUUACAUAUCCACAAAACCGCUUUAAAAUUCCACAAGGCUGAAGUUAUGACCGCAGAACCGUGAAUUCACAAUCCUCCCAGUUUUGCUUAGCUCACAUUAUAUUUGCUGCAUUCCUUGUGCACCUAGUAUCAUAUUCAGAAGCUCUCAGAUUAAUUUGCAAGGCUCCAAACCUGUUCCCUUGUAUUGCACAGUGAAUGUAGGUGAUUAACAGUGCUGUGUAUCAGAAUGUUAAGACUGAUGUAUCAUCAUCCCAUAAAGUUUUCUAUCCAUGUACAGUAUUAUUUUAUUUAGGUCUACAGGAGGUGAGAAGGGAAUACGUUUCUGCUUUGAAAUCAGUAGAAAGUGCACAGCAAUCACUAUGCUUUCUAAGGGAAGGGGACGAUUUGAAACCCUGACAUUUUCGAAAAACACACUUGAAGUUGACUUACAUCUAUGCCAUGUCAGUCCCAGAACAUCACUUACCCACACUAAUGUGGUAGUCAGACCACCAACCAGGCAGAAGGAGCUGCCUCAAUUUGGGCUUGAAAAGCAGUUCACACCUAAAGUCUGGCACCAGAUGCGUUUGACCUAUUCGAUGACAUUUGAGUAUUGACAUUCUCAGCAAAUUAAAGCGCUGUGCCAAUGGCGCACAGUUUAAAGUGCUCCACGGGUGAUCUCUGAAAAAUGAUCAGCACUUAACCUUUUAAUUAUUCUUUUGUAUUCGUCCAGGGGUUACCUGAGCUCUCAUCUCAGUUUGAGCCUGAUCGCCUCCUCAAAACCUUGUUAAGUGUUUGAAAUGUAGCCUGUUCCAACAGUUUGGUUGGACAUCAAACAUGCAACCCUCAAUAUUAUACAGCCAACGUUGUACAAUUACUUUCACUUCUAAAGGUGCUUUACACAAUAUUGCUGUUAUAAUCAUGCCUGUGGAACACAAAUAAGUUUAUCUUAAUAUAUCCACCCUCGGUGCAUGAUGGUUCUCAUUAAAUACAAUACAACUACCUCAUGGUGUUUUGUAGUGAUGGGGGGGAAAAAUCGAUACAGUUACAUAUCGCAAUAUUAUUUUUGGCCAAAAUUAUAUCAAUAUUUGACUCCAAGUAUCGAUUAGUAAAAAAAAAAAUGUAGGUAGGGUAAGCAUUAGCUAGAUGUAGUCGGCUGUACCUGCGCCAAAAGUCUGGUAUUUUUCAUCCUAUAGCUUGUUCUCCAUCUUCUUUUUAAAUAGUGAGCCAACAUGUUUUCAGCACUUUUAUUUCCCUGACUUAUCAAAACUCAUUUUCUCAUGGCUCUCUCUUGUCUCUCUGCAGCAGACAUAUAGUGAGCAAUACCGUAUGUCUGGAACAUCAAAUCUCAAUAAAAUCGCAGUAUUGAUUCGCAAUACAUAUAGAAUCGUAAGAAUCGCAAUACAUAUCGUAUCGGCACCUAAGUAUCGUGAUAAUAUUGUAUCGUGAGGUCCCUGGCAAUUCCCAGCCCUAGUGUUUUGUAAAACAAGGAAAAUGUCUGUCUCCCUAGUAACUCUCAAAGCUGCUCAUUAUAACGAUGCCUCUGUUCUCCUCUAGCCUCUAUAGUGGAGCAGAAGUGGUGGUGUCAGAUGCAUCCAUGUCUGGAUGGGGAG